Molecule: messenger RNA, 1870 nt
Organism: Oppiella nova
Lineage: Eukaryota; Metazoa; Arthropoda; Arachnida; Sarcoptiformes; Oppiidae
Source: the annotation of a GenBank genome assembly
AAAAAUAUGCUCCACUUAUAAGUGUUUAAAGCUUUUCACAAACAUAUAGUCAUAAAAAUUUUUAGAUUAAAACACAGCUCUUAUCGAAAGGCUCACAACAACCGAUAUUUCAUUGAAGACUGAAAUUGAACGGAAACCAUAAAAUUGAAAGCCAUAGAUAUCAUAAAUACACAUCGGAUGAGCGCCAGGAUGUCCUUCGAGUGGAAAAUUUUUUGCUUCUUUCUUACGAUCCUUACAUUAAGUGCUUUGAUCGCAGCGGACAAACCCGUGACUCCCUGUGCGGACAAAUGCCGGUGCUAUGGGUUGGGCCAGAAUCGGCCUGAGAUGGACUGCACGCGAAGGAACCUGACUUCGAUCCCAUCAGCGGCUGAAUGGCCGGACAAUAUCUACGCUCUGGACAUGAGUAUGAAUGAACUGAAGCGGAUCGAUGUGAUGGACUCGAGCGAUAAGUUAGAGUACUUGGAUUUGGCCUCAAAUGUCAUCGAAGCCAUAGAACCCAAUGCUUUCCAACACUUGACUCAAUUGCGAGGACUGGACUUAAGCCACAACGGGUUGGUUAGCUUACCCGCAGACCUCUUCACCGAACAGUUGCUGACACUUAAUCUCAGCCAUAAUAACAUCGAAUUACUUCCUCCGGAUCUGUUCAAGAAGUGUAAAUUUCUGCAAGAAUUACGCUUAGCUCACAAUCCGCUCAGAAUUCUCGACUCAGAUCUCUUCAGAUAUUCCUCACAACUCAAGACAUUAGACUUGUCGGCCAUCUCGUCGUUCGCACUCAAAGAUGACAUUUUCCAUCAGCUCUUUGAGUUGACAGAUCUGGAUCUGUCGGACAACGACUUCAUGUUAAUGCCGACCAUUCCGUUGAGAAGUGCCAGAAGUCUUCAGGUGUUAAAGCUGAGCGCAAACCCAAUCCGAGUGCUGGACGAGCACUCAUUCGUGAAGAUGAAUACAUUGACUGAACUAUAUUUGGAUGAUAUGAAGGAAUUGAUUGAAAUCAAAGAGAAAACUUUCUCCUAUUUAUAUAAUCUGCAGAAGAUUUCCAUUAGUAAUAAUCCUCACUUGUCUUAUAUCGAUAGCUAUGCCUUUUACGGCAUAUUUAACAGGAGUUGGAUUGCCAUAAAAGAAGCAAAUUUCAGGGCUAAUAGACUGUCAUCCCUUCCAGAGAAUACUUUGCCUUUUUGUAAUCUGACAAGUCUUGACUUAAGAGAGAAUCCGUGGACUUGUGAUUGUCAUCUACUUUGGGCCAAAUAUUGUCACUUAAGACCAGAGCUCACGCACGGAAUCAUUUGUGCCAAUCCAUCCCAACUGAGAGGACAGGACCUGAUUAUGAUAGACCACCACAACAUACACUGCGAAAGCCAGAUGUAUAGAGAGACCAGAGCUCACGCACGGAAUCAUGUGAGUAGUGAUGAACUACUCAUCUCAUUAUACAUUCGUUACACUUAUCUAUAUUGUGCCAAUCCAUCCCAACUGAGAGGACAGGACCUGAUUAUGAUAGACCACCACAACAUACACUGCGAAAGCCAGAUGUAUAGAGAGGUCCGAAUGAUGAGACUCUUCGUCAUAGUGUUCGUUUGUGCCAAUCCAUCCCAACUGAGAGGACAGGACCUGAUUAUGAUAGACCACCACAACAUACACUGCGAAAGCCAGAUGUAUAGAGAGGUCCGAAUGAUGAGACUCUUCGUCAUAGUGUUCGUGUCGUUCACAAUCUUCUUCAUUGGACUCCUAUUUGCUUUGUUCAUUAAACGCGAUGUUGUCAUGAGAUGGUGGGACAACCGAAGAAUGCGAGGCACAGGUGCCAUAUACUACACUAAGGCUCACUCCAACCCCAUUGAACCUGAAUUUUAAAUUCGGUUCACUUUUUCAUACACUA